AUGGGCUGUGGAUUGGACAAGCUUGGUCUAGGGGUCAUCUUUGCAAUCUUUGCAUGUGUCUAUGCCUGGCAUUCAUCCUGCUGCGUGGCCAUCUGCUCUGGCAUUGCCCUGCCAGUGGCUUCUUCGAGUUCCUCUAGAGGCUCCUUCAGAUGCACUCAACAGUUCACAGAGUUGAAGGAUGCCACCUGUAUCCUGAGUGAAGGACUUCCCUUUGCUCUCUCUCUCAGCAGCUCUGGCAGCCUGAACCAGCUCCUUAAUGACCUUCUUCGGGGCACUGGCAGGCCUUCCGGGAGGGAAGACAACUCUGAAUUCCUAGGCCAAUCCCACCCUAAGGGAGUCUCUUUCAUCCUCCAUAUCACAGAAGGCUCUUCCUUCUGGAGACUCACCGAGCAGCUGCUUCAAGUCCAAAUCUGUCAGAGAGACCAUGGCAGUGGCCACCUGAGGUUGAAGACUUCCCGCUUUUUCCUGUGCAUUCUUCAGCAGCUCUGGGUAGAAGUAUGGCAGCACUUGCCAUCGGGGUCAAAGAGGAUGAAUAACUUGGAUGGGAAACCCUGUACCUACAGCCUUGAUAUCAUAAUUGACCACAUCCGGUUUAAGAGGCAAAGAAGUGAAGAAAACCAGACAAGAAAAAAUGGGAUCACAGCUGGAAUAGACGAGGUGGUGACUGAGAGAGAGUAUCGAGUCCAACCUUUAGGGCUUCAGGGAGGGAUUGGAGGUAACGUGGGGGCCAAACAACCCGGCCAGGAGGCGGCCGCUGCCUGCCGGGCCCUCUCUUCUGGGACCCUCGAUUUUCGGACGCUGAGCGCCAUGGCCCUGCCUCUGCUGCCGGGCAACAGCUUCAACCGCAACGUGGGAAAGGAGAAGUUUCACAAAUCCCAGCAUUGGGGCUUUUGCAACAAUGUUAUGAUGUUAGUGAGUGAUGAAAAGCCUGGAAUAGGUGGAGAACCACUUCUGGGACAAAAGAUAAAGCCGAAAUGUAGCAUAUAUCCUAAAGGAGAUGGAAGUGAUGUACCAUCAUGGGUAGCCUUUGAUAAACAGGUAUUAUCUUUUGAUGCCUAUUUGGAAGAGGAAGUACCUGAUAAAAGCCAAACCAACUACAGAAUAAGAUACUACAAAAUCUACUUCUACCCUGAAGAUGACACAAUACAAGUAAAUGAACCAGAGGUGAAAAAUAGUGGAUUGCUUCAAGGGACUUCUAUCCGGCGUCAUCGGAUUACUCUCCCGCCUCCUGAUGAGGAUCAGUUUUAUACUGUGUAUCAUUUUAAUGUCGGCACAGAGGUUGUCUUCUAUGGUCGGACAUUCAAGAUUUAUGAUUGUGAUGCAUUCACAAGAAACUUUUUGAGGAAAAUAGGGGUCAAAGUGAAUCCCCCAGUACAAUGUCCAGAAGAUCCUUACAUGAAGAUUCGGAGAGAGAUUCUAGAACACGCAGAGCCCUUACGUCCCUACGAAUCCCUCGACACCCUGAAACAGUUCCUCCAGUAUCAUGGCAAGAUUUUGUGUUUCUUCUGCCUAUGGGAUGACUCAGUCUCGAUGUUUGGAGACCGUAGAGAACUCAUCCUGCAUUACUUCUUGUGUGAUGAUACUAUUGAAAUCAAAGAAUUGCUUCCACACAACUCAGGCCGAGAUGCUAUAAAAAUGUUCCUCCGGAGGAGUAAGCUGCCCAAGAAUUGCCCACCUAGAGUCUAUCAACCAGGCCAGAUAACAGAUCAAGCGGUUCUCAAUUUGUAUGGUGACUUCAUAAAGAACCAAGCGGUUGGCUUCCUGAUGGAUAGAUAUAAGCUAGGAGAAGUAGACCAAGAGUUUUACAAAGAUAGUGACCUGUCCCUCGGAGUCACCAUCAAUGUGUGGGGAAGAAAAGUGCUCCUUUAUGACUGUGAUGAAUUUACGAAGUCUUAUUAUAAGUCUAAAUAUGGAAUUGAGAACUUUACCUCAGUUUCAUGCAAGCCUCCUUCUCCUCCUCCAAAAAUAGAAAGGAAAUUUCCACCUUACAAUGGUUUUGGUUCUGAAGAGGAUUCUCUCCGUACCUGCAUAGGCUUCAAGCCCACACCUCAUCGGAGGAACUUCAAGAAGUUUAUGGAAAAAGACAGCUAUGGCUUCCAAAGCAAUAUACUCCGUUUUUUUGCAAAACUAGUCACAGACAAAUGUGUUGACUUGGACAGGAUGUUUGUUAUUUCAUAUUAUCUCAGUGAUGACACCAUUUCAGUGUUUGAACCUAUAGAGAGGAAUUCAGGAAUUACUGGUGGGAUGUUCUUGAAAAGAAGUCGUGUUAAGAAGCCUGGACAAGAAGUCUUUAAAAGUGAACUAUCUGAAUAUAUCAAGGCUGAGGAGCUGUACAUUGGAGUCACAGUGAACGUGAAUGGUUACCUAUUUCAUUUGCUCAGUGCUGAUGAGUAUACCUUAAACUACAUGGAGCAGAAUACAGAUAAGUAUCCUUGCAGUAACCUCAAACUUGCCCUACAAAAGCUGAAGCAAGAAGAAGCAAAAUCCAGAGAGCUCAAGCAGAUAUUCAGAGCUGCUGACCGUAAGCACACAAAGAAGGUGGAUUAUAAUACAUUCAGAGACAUAUUGAUGUCUUUUACUGUUGGAAACCUCUCAGAGCAAGAAUUUGUAACCAUUGUACGUCACUACCGUGCUCCUGAGGACACCUGUUCAGAUGUGGAUUUCUUAAUCGCACUGGCCCACAAAAAGUUCAAGAAAAAUAUGUUUGAGAAUUUCGACAGUUUCAUUUAUUCCUGUGUAUAUGAAGAUCGAGAAAAAAAAAAUGUAUUACCCACCAAAGACAUUAAAAGGCUGUGCAAAUCCUCCAGAUUACCUCUGAGUGAUGAUCUUCUAGAAUCCUUAUUGUCAAGGUUUGAAGACAGUGAAAAACAAAUAGAUUAUAAGUCAUUUUUCUCUGCCCUGAACUGGAGAAAGAAUCCAGUGCCUGAACUGCAACCAGCAUCAUACCUUAAAGAGAGAUGUGAAGAUAUCUGGCUUGGUAUGCCAUCACCUAUUCCUGCGAAAUACAUUGACUACUUGACCCUUUUGAAGGACGUGUUUGGCUUAGAGGAGGAAUAA
Messenger RNA from Rhinopithecus roxellana (golden snub-nosed monkey), 3057 nucleotides. RefSeq names its product EF-hand domain containing 2 (gene EFHC2). Gene Ontology annotation, cellular component: microtubule. The coding region runs from base 1 to 3057 and encodes 1018 amino acids. Gene Ontology annotation, molecular function: calcium ion binding. Gene Ontology annotation, biological process: regulation of neuron projection development. Lineage: Eukaryota; Metazoa; Chordata; Mammalia; Primates; Cercopithecidae. The record is from RefSeq and is a predicted model, not a curated record. The transcript is spliced from 21 exons.